This is a messenger RNA of Lynx canadensis (Canada lynx), 3954 nucleotides long. It is a transcript of the gene PRKCG, whose product is annotated as protein kinase C gamma. The transcript has 19 exons. Bases 952 to 3138 code for a protein of 728 amino acids. The record is from RefSeq and is a predicted model, not a curated record. Gene Ontology annotation, molecular function: diacylglycerol-dependent serine/threonine kinase activity; zinc ion binding; ATP binding. Gene Ontology annotation, biological process: protein phosphorylation. NCBI's taxonomy places the organism in Eukaryota, Metazoa, Chordata, Mammalia, Carnivora, Felidae.
CGGGCCUCAAACCCACAAACCGUGAGAUCAUGACCUGAGCUUAACCGACUGAGCCACCCAGGCACCCCAGAAGGGGACAACUUUAUCCUUUGAAUCUCCCAAUUUACUCUCUCCAACCAGAACUAGUUAGGAUCGAAACGGACAAGAUUUAUCCUUCCUCAGAGUCCAGGAGCACCUCAGAAAUAGUGUCUCCGUCUGAGUGCAAUGUUUCUUCCAAAAUCAACUCUUCAGGUUUCCAAUCUCAGGAACAGGCUCUCACGGCUGAGAAUCCAGGCACUGGCUCUUCCCCGACUUCUGUCAGUGGCUCACCAGACACUGUCUGUCCUUCCUUCAACUGUCCCCUUCUCCAGGCUCCUGACCUAGCUCAGGUAUUUUGUUUCUCCUGAACUAGCAUCUCAGCCUCCUCCUUGACUAGCCCACCCCUAGCCCACCUUGGCCCCAGAGGGAUGCUUCUAGCAUCCAGGUCUGAUACUGCCCUCCCCUGCGCAAAUCCUUCCACGGCCUACUAUCCACUGCCUACAGGUGAUACCAAAGCUCCAGUCUGGGCCUUCAGGAUCUGACCCUGCCUGCGUUCCCAUCAUCAGCUCCUUCUUUCCCUUAGUUCUAAGCUCCCUGACAACCGGUCCACAGAAGACCUCGAUAAAGAGCAAACGAAUUACUCCUACAAUGAUUCUGUCCCACAGAAAUUCCUGUUGUCGGAUUCUCCAGCCGGAGGAGAACGCAAAUAUCUAAACAGAAGUCUGCAAAAAUCCCAGGAUCAUGCAACCUAUUUCAUGCACUUGGACCCCAGCAAAAGCAACUGGGGAGAGCUAUCUCAAAGGAGGGAGGGAGGGGGUUCCCCCCCCCCGGAAGGGCGGGAAGGUCUAAUUGGAACAGACGCACCGAUUUCCAGCGAGGAGAAGCCUCCUUUUGAUCUGUGCAGUGUGCACCCCAGAAUUCCGACCUACACCGAUGCCUGCCUCCUGCAAGGGAGUCUCGCCCCCUCCCCACCCCAUCCCAUGCUUGAACCCACUCUGGAAGGCACCAGAGAGAGCAGCUCCAGACCCCGGGGGUGGUGUGCUGGUGAUGGAGGAAAGCAGCCAAGCAGACCAAGGUGGGAUUCUCAGAAAGGGGGCUCUGAGGCAGAAGGUGGUCCACGAAGUCAAGAGCCACAAGUUCACCGCCCGCUUCUUCAAGCAGCCAACCUUCUGCAGCCACUGCACCGACUUCAUCUGGGGCAUUGGGAAACAGGGCCUGCAAUGUCAAGUUUGCAGCUUUGUGGUUCAUCGACGAUGCCACGAAUUUGUGACCUUCGAGUGUCCAGGCGCUGGGAAGGGCCCCCAGACGGAUGACCCCCGGAACAAGCACAAGUUCCGUCUGCACAGCUACAGCAGCCCCACCUUCUGCGACCACUGUGGCUCCCUUCUUUAUGGGCUGGUGCACCAGGGCAUGAAAUGCUCCUGCUGCGAAAUGAACGUGCACCGCCGCUGUGUGCGCAGCGUGCCCUCUCUGUGCGGGGUGGACCACACGGAGCGCCGAGGGCGCCUGCAGCUGGAGAUCCGAGCACCCACGGCGGAUGAGAUCCACGUCACAGUUGGCGAGGCCCGUAACCUUAUCCCAAUGGACCCCAAUGGUCUGUCUGACCCCUACGUGAAGCUGAAGCUCAUCCCAGACCCUCGGAACUUGACAAAGCAAAAGACCCGGACCGUGAAAGCCACGCUAAACCCUGUGUGGAACGAGACCUUUGUGUUCAACCUGAAGCCAGGAGACGUGGAGCGCAGGCUUAGCGUGGAGGUGUGGGACUGGGACCGGACUUCCCGCAACGAUUUCAUGGGCGCCAUGUCCUUCGGGGUCUCGGAGCUGCUCAAGGCGCCGGUGGAUGGCUGGUACAAGUUACUGAACCAGGAGGAGGGCGAAUAUUACAAUGUGCCAGUGGCUGAUGCUGACAACUGCAGCCUCCUCCAGAAGUUUGAGGCCUGUAACUACCCCCUGGAACUGUACGAGCGGGUGCGGAUGGGUCCCUCUUCCUCUCCCAUCCCCUCCCCAUCCCCUAGUCCCACGGACUCCAAACGCUGUUUCUUUGGGACAAGCCCUGGACGUCUGCACAUCUCCGACUUCAGCUUCCUCAUGGUUCUAGGAAAAGGCAGCUUUGGGAAGGUGAUGCUGGCUGAGCGCAGGGGCUCUGAUGAGCUCUACGCCAUCAAGAUCCUGAAGAAAGACGUGAUUGUCCAGGAUGAUGAUGUGGACUGCACCCUGGUGGAGAAGCGCGUGCUGGCCCUGGGGGGCCGAGGCCCGGGAGGCCGGCCCCACUUUCUCACCCAGCUGCACUCCACCUUCCAGACCCCGGACCGUCUGUAUUUUGUGAUGGAGUAUGUCACCGGGGGCGACCUGAUGUACCACAUCCAGCAAUUGGGCAAGUUUAAGGAGCCCCAUGCAGCGUUCUACGCAGCAGAAAUCGCCAUCGGCCUCUUCUUCCUUCACAAUCAGGGCAUCAUCUACCGGGACCUGAAAUUAGACAACGUGAUGCUGGAUGCUGAAGGACACAUCAAAAUCACUGACUUUGGCAUGUGUAAGGAGAACGUCUUCCCUGGGACCACCACCCGCACCUUCUGUGGGACCCCAGACUACAUAGCCCCUGAGAUCAUUGCCUACCAACCCUAUGGAAAGUCUGUUGAUUGGUGGUCCUUUGGGGUUCUGUUGUAUGAGAUGUUGGCAGGACAGCCCCCUUUCGAUGGGGAGGAUGAGGAAGAGCUGUUUCAGGCUAUCAUGGAACAAACCGUCACUUACCCCAAGUCGCUUUCCCGGGAAGCUGUGGCCAUCUGCAAGGGGUUCCUAACUAAGCACCCAGCGAAACGCCUGGGCUCAGGGCCGGACGGGGAGCCCGCCAUCCGUGCUCAUGGCUUUUUCCGCUGGAUGGACUGGGAGCGGCUGGAACGACUGGAGAUCGCGCCUCCGUUCAGACCCCGUCCGUGUGGACGCAGCGGCGAGAACUUCGACAAGUUCUUUACGCGGGCGGCGCCAGCGUUGACCCCCCCAGACCGCCUGGUUCUGGCCAGCAUCGACCAGGCCGAUUUCCAAGGCUUCACCUACGUGAACCCGGAUUUCGUGCACCCCGACGCCCGCAGCCCCGUCAGCCCGCCGCCGGUGCCAGUCAUGUAAUCUCACCUGCCACCACUAGGUGUCCCCAUUGCUCCCUCCCCGCACCAGUCUUACACCUCCCCCCCACCCCCCACCUCCACCCCCUUUCCGAUUUAGAUCUUGCUCCCCAGCAUUCUGGCCUCUGCCCCGUGGGUGCUAGAUGCCCCUCCCAAGCGUUCCUGGCAUUCUAAGCUCCAUACAGUCUCUGGAGCCUCACUGUGUUCUAGACUCUGCUGUGCUGAGCCCGGGAUUCUCACCCACCUUGGUGUUCUGGACUCUGCGCUACCAGAACCUUCACCACGGUCCCAACUCCGUGGGGUUCUAGACUCCGUGUUGGUAGAAUCUCUGUCUCUCUCUCUCUUUUUUUUUUUUUUUUCUUCUCCUUUCUUUCUGGGAAAUAGUCUUAUGGGGUGGGCUGUUCUAGACUUGGAUUCUAGAACAACCCUUCACCUCUGACCUGCCCCCCACUCCCCCCACCAACGACGUCCACCCCAUUCUGGAGUGAGUGGGAGGCUGUGCCCCCACGCUCCCGUGCCCCUCGUCCACACUCUAGGGAUUCCUGGGAUGGAUGAAGGAUCCCUACCCCCAGCUGUUCUCAAUCAGCUUUUGUUCUAGACGCCCCUACCCCGAACCCGUCACUGCUCGCCUGCCAGGUGCAUGGCUCCAGUCCUGCUCGGAACCUCCUCCACCUCCCCUCCCUCUUCCCCUCCCCCCCCCUUCCCGUGCCUGCCACUCUGGGGGGGGGGGUCUGUCCUCCUCCCCCUGCCCACUGCCCUCUUCUUUGGCUCUCUCGCCCGGCCACAGCUGCUGGAGAAUAAAUUUGGGAUGCUGAUGCUG